Myxocyprinus asiaticus (Chinese sucker) is the source of this 4294-nucleotide messenger RNA. Its product is annotated as matrix metalloproteinase-15-like. The transcript is spliced from 11 exons. Gene Ontology annotation, molecular function: metalloendopeptidase activity; zinc ion binding. The record is from RefSeq and is a predicted model, not a curated record. Gene Ontology annotation, biological process: proteolysis; collagen catabolic process; extracellular matrix organization. NCBI's taxonomy places the organism in Eukaryota, Metazoa, Chordata, Actinopteri, Cypriniformes, Catostomidae. Bases 895 to 2856 code for a protein of 653 amino acids. Gene Ontology annotation, cellular component: extracellular matrix.
AGCAGCAAGCGUCGGCACAAAGUCCGAGCGACAAACUGCCCGCAUGAGGGGUGUUGCAAACGACCCGUGAGAGCGCGCAGCAGACGCAAAGUGGACGCUGUCCAGGGAAACUGAGAGAUAAAAACGUGGAUUUUAUCGUGGGGAAACCCAUAACAUUAAAUCUUUACAAGCAGGGCGGCGAGCCAAAGCAGGUGUCUUCUUCUCUGCAGGCUUCUUCUCGAGGCGCACCGUCUCUUGUCUUGUGGUUGUUGCAGCGCGGAAUCGUUCAAGGAAUCGUUGUUUUUAUGUCAGUUUUGGUCACGCGGUAAAACAAAACUGUUAUACAUGGACAGAAAACACUCGUUCAAACCUCUCUCGAGUUAUUCAUUACAAUAAUUGUUCUGCCAUUAUUCAUGCUUGGUUUACCGAGUAAUACUACAAAAGAGAAGAGGAAUACUUUGAAGUAGGUUGUAGCUAUAAAUUAAUUAAUUUUGUGGACACCACGUGAAGGGGACGUAACACACUCAACUUGAGCAUCGGACCUUUUCAAAAGACUCGUUCGUACAACACUUUGGGAGUCCACUUCUGCAACGCUUAAAACUUGCUGAGAUACAUUGAAGAAACCAUGCGCUUCUGAGGAGGUGGACAACAAACUAGAAGAGACGCCAAAAUGAUAUUUUCUUUCAUUUAAAUAGCAUACAGUUAGAUUUAAACCUUUAAACUUUUAUUUACACCUUGAAGAGGAGCCAUACCUCAGUUGCACAUUGUUUUGAAAUCAAAUGCAUUGGGUUUAUAUGAUUUAAAUUCAGUGUUGGACAGUUUGAUUCAAACCUCUUUGGUUACAUUUAAAAAAAGGAGAUUCCAUUACUACAAUUGAUUCAUCAGCGGUCAGUUGGUUUCCUCAUCCCGCUGAGAAUGGCAGUAUUAUGGGAUGACCCGUUCACGUUGCUGUGGAGACGGACUGUAAUCUACUCCAUUCUGGUGAUGUUGAUGAGUGGCGUGUGCACUUUAGGAGAUGAAGACUUCACUGGAGAGUCAUGGCUGCGAAUGUACGGCUACCUCCCACAGGCCAGCAGGCAGAUGUCCACCAUGCGCUCGGCUCAAAUCCUGUCAAACGCCAUCAGCGACAUGCAGCGCUUUUAUGGCCUGGAAAUCACUGGAGUGUUAGACCCAAUCACCAUUGAGGCGAUGAAGAGACCCCGCUGUGGCGUCCCAGACAAGUUCGGGGGUCAAAUCAAGACCAAUGUGCGGCGGAAACGUUAUGCUCUCACUGGCCACAAGUGGGACAAGACUCACAUAACUUUCAGUAUUCAGAACUACACCCCUAAGAUUGGGGAGUACAACUCGUAUGAAGCCAUCCGGAAGGCCUUCAAGGUGUGGGAGAAGGUGACGCCACUUACAUUCGAUGAAAUUCCUUUCCUGGAGGUCAAAUAUGGCCGUCGAAAGGAGCCCGAUAUCAUGAUCUUCUUCGCCUCUGGUUUCCAUGGUGACAGUUCACCGUUUGAUGGAGAAGGAGGUUUCCUGGCACAUGCCUACUUCCCGGGUCCAGGGAUGGGUGGAGAUACUCACUUUGACUCAGACGAGCCGUGGACCAUUGGCUCACAAAACGUACAGGGUAAUGAUCUGUUCCUGGUAGCUGUGCAUGAAUUGGGCCAUGCCCUUGGACUGGAACACUCCAAUAAUCCCUUAGCUAUUAUGGCUCCUUUCUACCAGUGGAUGGACACGGAAAACUUUGAGCUUCCUGAAGAUGAUCUCCGUGGGGUUCAGCAGAUUUACGGACCCCCUAGCAGUUCUCCCACUCAGGCUCUCCCGACCGUGACCCCUCGGCGACCAGCCCAGCCCGACCCUAGGUACCCUCCUAAGAACCCUCCCGGAGCCCCUCCUCAUCGGCCGGACAGGCCUCGAACCACUGACCGCCCAGAUCACUAUGGCCCAAACAUCUGUGAAGGCAAUUUUGACACAGUCACCAUGCUCAGAGGAGAGAUGUUUGUUUUUAAGGGUCGAUGGUUCUGGAGAGUGAGGCGGAACAGAGUGCUAGAUAACUACCCCAUGCCUAUCGGACACUUCUGGAGGGGUCUGCCGGGAGACAUCGAUGCAGCAUAUGAACGGCAUGAUGGCCGAUUUGUGUUUUUCAAAGGAAGUCAGUAUUGGUUGUUUAGGGAAGCCAAUCUGGAGCCCGGUUACCCUCAAGAGCUGAUGGACUAUGGCCGAGACAUCCCCUACGACAAGAUAGAUACAGCCAUCUGGUGGGAGCCUUCUGGAUUCACUUACUACUUCAAAGGAGACUGGUACUGGCGCUUUAAUGAGCACUCUCGAGCUGCAGAUCAGGACUACCCUAAACCAAUUAGUGUGUGGGGCACUUCUGUGCCGUCCUCUCCCAAAGGGGCCUUCCUCAGCGAUGAUGGAGCUUAUACGUACUUCUACAAGGGUACAAAGUACUGGAAAUUCGAUAACCAUAGAAUGAAGAGCGAGCCAGGCUACCCAAAGUCCAUUCUGAGAGACUUCAUGGGCUGUAAUGUGGACCUCGAUCACGACAGAGACACAGACGUGGACCCAGGACGCAAGUUGCCCGAACACCCACCUUUUAACCCAGAUGCAGGGCGAGACAAAGACAAGGAAAAAGAGAAGGAAAAAGAGCGGGGCAACACUAAUGAUGUUGACUACAAAGAAGUGACUGAAGAGGAAACAAAUGAGGUGGACGUAGUUUUGAAGAUAGAUGAGACCGAGCGCACCAUAAAUAUCAUCAUGGUGACUGUACCGCUAGUCCUAGUGCUGUGCAUCUUAGGAUUGAUCUACGCUAUCAUUAACACACUACAGAGGAAAGGAGCACCCAAGUAUUUAGUACACUGCAGACGUUCACUGCAGGACUGGGUUUAACCCGUCAGUUUAAUCCCUCCAUGAUUCCCCAUGCUUUCAUUUUAUACGUCCAAAAACUAUUUGCACACACACAACACAACAUAAACACUCACUCUUACACUGUGUCCUAACCAAACACGACACGAUUCAAGAUUCCAGCGACAAGCAAUUUGUCCAUCCACACUGAACGUGAAACUGCAGCGCAACGUUGCACAAUCACAGCCAAUCAAAACAUAUUUGAUGUUUAAUGUGCAGUUAUAAGGUGCAGGAUUUUCAGAGUUCACAGGAUUUUUCAAUGGUGAAAAAAUAGAAACCAAUCGACUGACAAAAGGCCUUGUGUUUGUCCCUUGCCGUGGUCGCUGGUUAAAACAUUUAAAAGAGAGCUUUUUUUUUUUGUUUUUUGCCAUAUUUUGUCGCGUCUCAUUAAGACACUGUUUUAUGUUGGCUCUGUACACACUUCCCUUCCCAUGGUGCUCCUCUAACAUGAUGACUAGUAUAUUUAUAUCGUAAUUUUUGCACAUUGAUUUUGUGUUCGGUUUUUUGUAUUCAUAAUAUUUUUUUCUUUUCAUUUGUGGGAUUUUCAAUUAAUUUUUGAGAUGUAACAAUUAGCAAUCUAGUUCUACAAUCACAGUGUAAAAGAGGAACUGACAAGCAGUCUUGCAGAACAAAAAUAGAGGAAAAGGGAUGUUGAGGAAGGAAUAUUUCUACCUUCGUUCAUCUUUUCCCAGGACUUUCAACUUUGGUCUUCCUACUGAAUGGGCAAGUCAUAAUAUACUUGUUGGAAAUCCAGACUAGGAUUUAUGUGUUUCUUCCCUUUGUUCCUUUUCUUUCUCAUUUAACAUGUACGUAAUAGGGGCUGUGGUAUUGGAUUUGUUCAUCUAAUUGCCUACUAACCUGCAAUUACUCAAUCUGUCAUUGAUUGGUUUGCACCCUUCUUAUUUGGCAUCUCCUGUGAUGUAGAAUCUCACUUCUGACACCAUGUUGGUAAUUCUGGUGCAGGUUGUCUACAUAUUUGUAAAGACAAAUUAGUUUAUAGUAUGUCCGCAAAGGUUUUCAGUCAUCCAGGUUGCUAUAGAAUGUCCAGUAAACUAAUUCACAAGCAACUGGACUUAGUUAGCCAACCAGUAAAUAGCGUUCACUGAAUUUUACCUGAUAAUCCAUAGCUCUUUGUUUCGACAUCAUAAAUUAGGGACUUUCCUCUGAAUUUUGUUUACCUCGCAUGAUCAUAACAAAAAUCUAAUUUUAUUGCCUAGCUGAACCAUUUUUUAACGAUUGUGCCUUAGUCCUGCCAAACAUGUUGUAUGUGGUUUUGUUCAUAUUUGUAGAGCCCUUUUAACCACUUUAUUACAAGCUAGUGUGUUUUUAUCUCCCCACUGGUCCAGUGAUACUGUGGUGAUUGUAAUUUUGUUGUCAUUUGACAUUUGAGUUGCUUUCAUUUAUAAUAAAAAAAGGCAACAUA